This is a messenger RNA of Choloepus didactylus (southern two-toed sloth), 1164 nucleotides long. It is a transcript of the gene PGC, whose product is annotated as progastricsin. Gene Ontology annotation, molecular function: aspartic-type endopeptidase activity. The record is from RefSeq and is a predicted model, not a curated record. NCBI's taxonomy places the organism in Eukaryota, Metazoa, Chordata, Mammalia, Pilosa, Megalonychidae. Gene Ontology annotation, biological process: proteolysis.
AUGGGAAUCGGCAUCCUGAAGUGGAUGGUGGCGGCCUUGGUCUGCCUCCAGCUCAAGGAGGCGACCAGUGGUCAAGUGAUCACCCUGAAGAAACUGAAGUCCAUCCACGAGGUCAUGAAGGAGAAGGGUGUGCUGGUCCAGUUCCUGAAGACCCACAAGUACGACCCCACCCAGAAGUACUGCUUCAGUGACUUCAGCGUGGCCGACAAGCCCAUGGCCUACAUGGACGCUUCCUACUUUGGUGAGAUCAGCAUUGGAACUCCAGACCAGAACUUCCUGGUUCUCUUUGACACUGGCUCCUCCAACCUGUGGGUUCCCCCAUCUACCCACCUAACCCUCCCGUGUCCUCGUCCCCCUGCAGCCAGCCACCCCGGCUUCAACUCCAACCAGUCGUCCACCUGUUCCACCAAAGGGCAGACCUUCUCCCUGCAGUACGGCAGCGGCAGCCUCACUGGCUUGUUGGGCUAUGACACUCUGACCAUGAGUGGCAUCCGGGUCCCCAAACAGGAGUUCGGCUUGAACGAGACGGAGCCGGGUACCAAUUUCAUCUACGCACAGUUUGACGGCAUCAUGGGCAUGCCCUACCCCUCCCUGUUGGUGGAUGGGGCCACCACAGCCCUGCAGGGCAUGCUGCAGGAGGAUGCGCUCACCAGCCCUGUCUUCAGCGUCUACCUCAGCAGCAAGCAGAGCUCUCAGGAUGCCGGAGCAGUCAUUUUCGGAGGAGUGGACAACAGCCUGUUCUACUGGCAGAUUGGCAUUGAGGAGUUCCUCAUCAGUGGCCAGGCCUCUGUCUGGUGCUCCCACGGCUGCCAGGCCAUUGUGGACACAGGCAUCUCUCCGCUCACCAUGCCCCAGGGGUACCUGACUGCCUUCCUGCAGGCCAUGGGGGCCCAGGAGAACCAGCACGGAGAACAUGCCGUGGACUGUGCCAACAUCCAGAGCCUGCCCACUUUCACCUUCAUCAUCGAUGGCGUCCAGUUCCCUCUGCCACCCUCUGCCUACAUCCUUACGAACAGUGACUCCUGCACUGUGGGGGUGGAGCCCACCUACCUGUCCUCCCAGAAUGGCCAGCCCCUGUGGAUCCUCGGGGAUGUCUUCCUCAGGUCCUACUAUUCCGUCUAUGACAUGGGCAACAAUAGGGUGGGUUUUGCCACUGCUGCUUAG